AUGGACAACAGAGCCAUCAGUCUCGGUGAUUUUAAUAUGCUCACGGAUGAUCUGUUGUCCGAGUUCAUUCUUCAAAAGCUUCCUGCAGAAGAUCUGGGAAGGUGUGCGAGAGUAUCUCGAUAUUUGUAUGUCUUCUCACGUGACGACCAGCUUUGGAAGAGACAUUGUCUGGAUAAAUGGUUUUCCAACAAGGAAGUUAUGGCGUCUUUCACAUUCCGUGGUACUUGGUUACUUACGUAUCUAUUCCCAUCGAGACUAUCAGACGAGGAGGAAAGACAUCGUGUUUUAUCACAUCCUCUUUGUUGGCCCCUUCGAUUGAAUGGCAUUCAAUCCCGUUAUCUCUAUGCCAAAUGGUGUAGAUGUAACAUGUUUCUCGGUAAAUUUGUGCCUCCACCAGAAGCACUCGGACGUGUAGCCGUUGAGAAUGGAGAAACCCUGUCAAAAACAAAAUUUAAUAAUUUGUAUGACGCACCGUCUAUGCCGUGUUUGAUCACAAAUACUGGCGUCGAAAAAUGGCGAGCCUGGGAUGAAUGGAAACUAAACAAUAUCGUUCAUAAAUAUGGCAACAAGAUUUUCAGAGUGGCAAACGAGCGUGGCGGCAAAGUAAAAUACGUACAGAUGACACUAGCAUCCUAUCUGAAUUACAUUCGAAGACAACACGACGAAACGCCGUUAUAUGUGUUUGAUUCAAAUUUUGUUGAAAAUAUACCCGAAAUGGGUUGUGCAUAUCAGGUUCCAGAAUAUUUUCAGGAUGAUCUAUUUUCAGUACUGCAGUCUAAACGCCCGCCAUAUCGAUGGAUAAUAAUAGGUCCCGAGAGAUCUGGAGCAUCAUGGCAUGUCGAUCCAGUAGGAACUUCAGGAAUGAGUAUCUCACGUUUAUCAGCGAAUGGUUAUCGAUCGCUUCUAGAUCAGACGGAUGAUUCAGUGACUUCUUUAUUCUGGUAUUUGGAGAUUUAUCCGCAAUUAACACCAGAGUUGAGACCAAUAGAAGUCUUGCAAGAGCCUGGACUAUAUUUGUUCCUAGUGGAUGGUGGCAUAUGGCACGUAAUUGAAUCAAUUAGCUUUUUCAGUUCGCAAACACCAAAGUUUGUUAUUAACAGCCAAUUAAUUCCUCUACAGGUGCUUAAUCUUGAAGAUACUGUUGCUGUUACUCAAAAUUUUGUGAAUAUGAAUAACCUCGACAAUGUUUGUGAAGAUCUCUUGAGCGAAUCGGAUAAACAAAAUCUAUUAAUAUGGGACGAGUUUUCAAAAAUAUUGACAAGGACAUACCCGGAUUUGGAAGCAUAUAUCAAAAGAAGAACAUCAAUGUUCAGAGACCAAACGAAAGACCCAAUUAUAAAGAAUGAAGGAUUUGACACGAAGAUGGCUUUUAUUGAAUCUUUCAAUAAUACAGAUAUAUGGGGUAUUAGGGUGAAGGAGGCCUGUAAAAAGUCUGGAAUUACAGUUCCUGAAGAUAUUAUGUCUAUAGGUCAAGGACAAAAUCCCGUUUUCAGGUUCUCUCGUUCAAUUGUAAAGUUUUAUUCUCACAUAUAUGAUGGAAUUGAAAGCUAUAAAAGAGAGUCAGAGACGUAUUCAUUGAUAAAAGCGAACGCUCACCCGGAUCUUUCUUGCUAUUUUGCGAACGUAUUGGGAAAUGGUUAUUUAUAUGAAGGAAAUUCAGAGCAACUGUAUUUCUGGCCAUUUAUGAUUUUUGAAGAGGUGGAGGAUAGUGUGAGCUUAGCUGAAGUUUUCAAAGAUGGUGGCUUAAGUCCUCGAAGUGGAGUAGACAUUGAUGGGAAAUAUGGGGUGAUCAAAUGGGGAUUGUUCACGGACCGCAUAGCCAAAAUCCUAAAAGGUCUUCACAAUAUCGCACCAUCCAAAAAUCCAGGAUCCGACAUGAAUGUAUCGUUAUUUUAUGAUUUCAUUAAUAAUCGCAUAGAAAAGGCGCAUGCCUCGCAUAAAAUGUGGCUCUCUUUUCCGUCUGAGCUGAUUGCACAGAUGCCAUUAUAUUUACCAAAAUCGGGUCCAGAGAUCUUUGACCCUGCAGUUGAUGGUUUUUACGCAGGUAUUCUUCAUGGUGACCUCAAUGCAGAAAAUAUCCUUGGUGUGGUAAAAUCUAACGACUCACAAUGUGACUGGACACCUACCACUGUUAUCGAUCUCGGAGAUGCACACAUAAAUGGAGGGGACCCUUUGUUUGAUGUUGUGUCUGUUUACAUAAGCGCGCUUGGUUGCUCAAAGACUUUGUUACAAAGAUUUCUAAAUGCGUAUGGUGGUGGAAUUUCAACCAGAAUGUUUGGGAGGAGAGCGAUGUGGUAUGUUCUAUUAUGGGAAUUCGAGGGUCUAUCGAAGUAUUUAAUGACAUGCAUGCCGCAGAUUCGAGAUUGUAAAAAUUGGGAAGAAGUUGAAGAAUUGGUUUGGGGAUGGUAG
This is a messenger RNA of Paraglomus occultum, 2409 nucleotides long. NCBI's taxonomy places the organism in Eukaryota, Fungi, Glomeromycota, Glomeromycetes, Paraglomerales, Paraglomeraceae. The record is from the annotation of a GenBank genome assembly.